Coregonus clupeaformis (lake whitefish) is the source of this 1113-nucleotide messenger RNA. RefSeq names its product lectin, galactoside binding soluble 3b (gene lgals3b). NCBI's taxonomy places the organism in Eukaryota, Metazoa, Chordata, Actinopteri, Salmoniformes, Salmonidae. Gene Ontology annotation, cellular component: immunological synapse; nucleus. Gene Ontology annotation, biological process: negative regulation of extrinsic apoptotic signaling pathway; neutrophil chemotaxis; negative regulation of endocytosis. The transcript has 6 exons. The record is from RefSeq and is a predicted model, not a curated record. Bases 78 to 809 code for a protein of 243 amino acids. Gene Ontology annotation, molecular function: carbohydrate binding; IgE binding; laminin binding.
GAAAAACCUGUAUAAAUACGCCCUGACACAUACCUCUCUCUAGUAUACCUCUGCCAUAUCAACGCACAACAGAUAAAAUGGAUCUGUCAGAUGCUCUGGGUGGUGGACCAGGCUGGCCAGGCCAGAACAACCAGCAGGGUGGUCAACCGGCUUGGCCUGGUGAGCAGCAACCAGGCCAGCCCACCCCCAUGUGGCCUGGACAACCAAACCCUUCCCAACCCUCAUGGCCGGGGCAACAAAAUGGAGGUGGUGGACAGCCAACCUGGCCCGGGCAACCAGGGGGAGGACAGCCCAGCCAGCCAACCUGGCCCGGACAACCAGGGGGAGGACUGCCCAGCCAGCCAACAUGGCCAGGGCAGCCUAGCCAACCUACUGCCCCUCAACAGAAGUCACUGAAAGUGCCAUAUGAUCAGAACCUGCCGAACGGAUGCUAUGACAAGAUGCUCAUCACUAUUAACGGGACGAUUAACCACAAUGCCAAAAUGUUCUCAUUGAACCUGACCAAAGGGGAUGACAUUGCCAUGCACUUUAACCCUCGCUUUGAUGACAAGGGCAAGAAAACGAUUGUGAGGAACAGUCUGAUAGGCAGUAAAUGGGGCAUCGAGGAGAGGGAACACAACCACUUCCCCUUCACUCAGGGCCAGCCCUUUGAGAUGAAGAUCAUGUGCACUAACAAUGAGUUCAGGGUGGCAGUGAACAGCUCGCACCUCCUGGAGUUCAAACACCGCAUCCGUGACCUCAACUCAAUCAAACACCUGGGCAUCUACAAUGACGUCACCCUCACGUCUGUGGAGAUCAACAAACUCUAAGAUCAAGCAGGUUUGGGUCCAGCAAUAGAAAUAGAAUGACUAGCAUGGCCUAGCCUCAGGUUAUUUCUAUGAUUCCGGAGACCUCCCAUAAUUGUCUUUAAACAGAAAUGUACAGAGGCUUGAGUCUCAACCUUUAAGCCACCAGGACUAUCAUAUUAUGUACCUGUGGAAAAAAAUAAUUUAAAUAAAAUUAUAAAGGAAUUUCACUUUUAUGGCGAAUUCAUAUACUUUGGUAUUUUCAAGUAAUCAUUGUGUAAGCUGGUAGUAAUGUAUAAACUAUAUGCAAUAAAAUUAUUUCCCUUGA